AUGUUGCCCUUCCUCGCUCCCUACCUGUCCAACCCACGCCAGUCGCUGUCUCAAGUCCUCAACUUUGCCCUCGUUCUGUCCACCGCGUUCAUGCUAUGGAAAUCCCUCUCGGUCAUCUCAGACUCUCCGUCACCCAUAGUCGUGGUUCUGAGUGGAUCCAUGGAGCCUGCCUUUCAACGAGGUGAUUUACUCUUCCUGUGGAACCGAGACAAGACUGCGGAGGUGGGAGAAAUUGUGGUCUACAACGUCAAGGGCAAGGACAUUCCCAUUGUACAUCGCGUCGUCCGAAGCCAUACACCUGCAGUCGCUGUCAAGGCGAACCAAAGCGGCCAUCUGUCUCAAACAUCCCCUAAGCUGCUUACAAAAGGCGACAACAACGUGGCCGACGAUACAGAAUUAUAUGCAAGGGGCCAGAGCUAUCUGGACAAUGAGGAAGACAUCAUUGGCAGUGUUCGCGGAUAUGUGCCGGGUGUGGGAUAUGUCACCAUUAUGCUCAGUGAACAUCCAUGGCUGAAAACUGUGAUGCUUGGGAUCAUGGGUCUGAUGGUCAUUCUGCAAAGAGAAUAG
Messenger RNA from Exophiala viscosa, 567 nucleotides. Its product is annotated as signal peptidase I. The coding region runs from base 1 to 567 and encodes 188 amino acids. The transcript is spliced from 2 exons. Lineage: Eukaryota; Fungi; Ascomycota; Eurotiomycetes; Chaetothyriales; Herpotrichiellaceae. Gene Ontology annotation, cellular component: membrane; signal peptidase complex. The record is from RefSeq and is a predicted model, not a curated record. Gene Ontology annotation, molecular function: serine-type endopeptidase activity.